GACACAUAACGCCCCCCAACGACUCGUAGCAAAAUUCUGUUUUUGUAUAGAUAAUAGAUAGAUCACCAGCGGCAUCCAUCCAUAAAAACCCUUCACCCGUUGAGCAAAAUAUCCCAAAUUUCUUUCUCCCAAUUCCAAAUUCCGUGUUGCGAUUUCGAAUCCGUCUGACAAUUCAACACGGAAUUUGGAAACUAAACCCUUUUUGACCGGAAAGAUUUCAGAAAGUAAGACACGUAAAUGGAGAUCGAUAAAGCAAUUAGAGAGAGCAAUGAUCAAAGGCUGAAGACCAAGUAUAAUAACGCCAUCAACGUUAUUCAAAGAGCUCUUGCUCUUUACCCUAUCGAGGAGGUUGCAUUCAGCUUCAAUGGAGGAAAAGAUUCAACUGUUUUGUUACACCUUCUUAGGGCAGGAUAUUUUUUGCAUCAAGUGGACUGUGGUCAUUCUAAUGGGGAUCUAUCUGGUCAUUCAUCCACAUUUCCCAUAAGGACUAUAUAUUUUGAGAGCCCUUCUGCCUUCGCUGAAAUCAAUUCAUUUACUUAUGAAACAGCCUCAAGUUAUGGUGUGCAAUUAGAUAUACUUCGCCAAGAUUUUAAGUCUGGUUUGGAGGCUUUGCUUAAGACUAAACCAACAAGAGCUAUUUUCCUUGGUGUUCGAACUGGUGAUCCUACUGCUGUCGGUCAAGAACAAUUCUCCCCCAGCUCACCUGGAUGGCCACCUUUCAUGAGAGUCAAUCCAAUCCUGGACUGGUCAUACAGAGACGUUUGGGCUUUUCUUUUGACUUGCAAGGUUCCAUACUGCAGUCUUUAUGACGAAGGAUAUACUUCAAUAGGGAGUGUUAAUGACACAGCUCCAAAUGCAUUGUUAUGCAUCAAAGAUUCUGCGUCUGGUAAGGAAAAGUUCAGGCCUGCAUAUAUGCUUUCAGAUGGAAGAUUGGAAAGAGCUGGUAGAGCCAGAAAGUUAUCUCCUCCAAAUGCUGGCCGAAUAACUACUGUUAGCAAUGGACUGAAAAGUGUGGAAUCACAUCAAAGCAACAUCCUCACAGCCUCCAUCAUUGCUGUGGGUGAUGAAAUUUUAUUUGGAACUGUCGAGGACCAAUUAGGAGCAUCGUUGUGUAGGAAGCUUCAUUCUAUAGGUUGGAUGGUCUCCCGCAUUGCUGUUGUACGAAGUGAUGUAGAUUCGGUAUCUGAAGAAGUUGAAAGGCAGAAGUCUACCAGUGACAUGGUGUUCUUAUAUGGAGGGGUUGGUCCGUUACAUUCAGAUGUUUCUGUCGCGGGAGUCGCCAAAGCGUUCAGUGUUCCUUUGGAUCUAAACGAAGAAUUUGAAGGACAUCUAAGGCGCCUAUACGGUGAAAAAUGCACCGCGGACUUGAAUAAGAUGGCUCAGUUACCCCAAGGUAUUACAGAAUUGGUGCAACAUGAAAAGCUUCUUGUUCCUUUGAUAAAGUGUGAGAAUGUGAUGAUUCUUGGUGCUACGAAUGUCGAUGAGUUGGAGCAGCAGUGGGAUUCCCUGAUUGAUUUAAGAUGUAGUAAUCUGGUACCACCAACAGAACCGUUUGUAUCUAAGAAUUUGACGACCUCCCUCUCCGAUCUAGAAGUUGCUCAGCCUCUAUCCAAGCUUUCUAUUGAAUUUCCAGAUAUCUACAUUGGAUGUUAUCGCAAAUCCAGAAGUGGGCCGAUCAAAGUAACUUUGGAAGGGAAGGAUGAAGAAAUGGUAGAAGCAGCCAUGGAAGCAGUUUCAAGGACAUUAUCAUCAUCAUCAUCAUCAUGUUUUCUUGGGAAGUAGUUAAAAGGUGGAGGAGGAACUGAAGAAUAAGUGGUUGGUUGGUGAUGGAAAGAAAGUUAUUAGGAGAAAAAACAAAUGUAUUCAUAAUACUUGCUCCAAUUGUUUGCAUGUUAGGAUCUUAUAUGAAAAAAAUGCAUUUUUAGACAU
Cynara cardunculus var. scolymus (artichoke) is the source of this 1929-nucleotide messenger RNA. RefSeq names its product FAD synthase-like. The record is from RefSeq and is a predicted model, not a curated record. The transcript has 17 exons. The coding region runs from base 238 to 1782 and encodes 514 amino acids. NCBI's taxonomy places the organism in Eukaryota, Viridiplantae, Streptophyta, Magnoliopsida, Asterales, Asteraceae. Gene Ontology annotation, molecular function: FMN adenylyltransferase activity. Gene Ontology annotation, biological process: FAD biosynthetic process.